CACACAAACCAUAAUACCCACCCACUUUCCUUUAUGUAUAUAAAUACUCGUCUAAUCAUUCAUCACCAACCAUUUUUUAUAUUUCCAUUAUCACUUUCCGGUGACACAAGAAUCGUAGAUCGGAAUAUAGUAUGGCAUCAACGUCUCCAUCAGCGUCAUACUGGUGUUACCAAUGCACCAGAUUCAUCACCGUCUGGCCGGAAAACAGCCUAAUUUGCCCAUACUGUGAUGGCGGAUUUAUCGAGGCGGUAGAGGCGAUGGCUUUCUCGCCGGACCCUCGCCAACGAUUUGAUUCUCCUCGGAACUCAGCUGGUACGGGGUAUCGUCUCCGACGUCGCCGUCGUGAUAGAUCUCCGUUUAAUCCUGUUAUUGUUCUCCGCAGCCCGUCGGUAAACCAAGCCGGUAAUGAAGAGGAGGGAGGAGGAGGAGAGAGGAGCUAUGAGUUGUACUACGACGACGGUGUUGGAUCUGGGCUCCGGCCUUUACCGUCGACCAUGUCGGAGUUCUUGAUGGGAUCCGGAUUUGAUCGACUUCUCGACCAGCUCUCACAGAUCGAAAUCACUGCCUGGGGGGGCCGACAUGAGAACCCUCCGGCGUCCAAAUCAUUCAUCGAAUCAAUGCCAAGAAUAAACAUAGCUUCAAGCCAUGUGAACUCCGAUUCACACUGCGCCGUUUGUAAGGAAGCCUUCGCGCUCGGAUCCGAAGCUCUUGAAAUGCCUUGCAAACAUAUUUAUCAUUCUGAUUGUAUCAUUCCCUGGCUCUCCUUGCGCAACUCCUGCCCAGUUUGCCGCCAUGAAUUACCUAGCGAGACCAUCUCCGAAAAUCCCGGUCAACCGGGCAACGACGAGAGUGUUGGGCUGACGAUAUGGAGGUUGCCCGGCGGAGGUUUUGCCGUCGGGAGGUUUAUGGGCGAAUCUAGAGGCGGCAAUGGCACAUCCGGGAAUGGGCAAGGAACUAUGCCGGGGGUUUAUACAGAAAUUGACGGUGGGUUUAACAAUGAUGACGGCAUGCCCCGUAGAAUUGAGUGGGGUGUAACGAGGAGAGGGAGGAGAGAACGCGGUAGAAUCAGUCGACUUUUUGCUAAUUUCUCUUCGGUUUUUAGGAGAUUUAGAUCGGAUUCUUCCUCCUCAGGUGGAGUUCGGGUUAGCCGGAGCUGGAGCUUGUCGGGUUCGGGUUCUUCGGCGUUUAGUAGGUAUGUGUUGAGGAGGAAUAGUAACAGAAAUUGGGUCGCCGGAGAGGACGAGAAUGGUGUGGCAAGAUGGUAAAUUAAUUAUCGUUUGUCAAUUUUAUAUAGAAAUAAUUGUAGAAAUAUGACGUCAUUUCCAAUUUAUUCUUUUUUGGUUAGUAAUUUCAAUUCAUUGUAUUUGUAUGUAUAGGAAGGUACGCUCUCGAGCUGAGAGUUAAUUUUAAUUUAUAAUUUUUAAUUCAUCUCGAAGGAGGACAUAAUUGUCAUUUAAUAUGAUUAUUUAUCUUUGGAAUCUUUU
This is a messenger RNA of Olea europaea var. sylvestris, 1484 nucleotides long. Its product is annotated as probable E3 ubiquitin-protein ligase RHC2A. Gene Ontology annotation, molecular function: ubiquitin protein ligase activity. The transcript has a single exon. Lineage: Eukaryota; Viridiplantae; Streptophyta; Magnoliopsida; Lamiales; Oleaceae. The record is from RefSeq and is a predicted model, not a curated record. Gene Ontology annotation, biological process: protein ubiquitination. Gene Ontology annotation, cellular component: cytoplasm. Bases 132 to 1265 code for a protein of 377 amino acids.